Agrilus planipennis (emerald ash borer) is the source of this 3495-nucleotide messenger RNA. RefSeq lists its product as uncharacterized. NCBI's taxonomy places the organism in Eukaryota, Metazoa, Arthropoda, Insecta, Coleoptera, Buprestidae. Bases 331 to 2268 code for a protein of 645 amino acids. The transcript has 6 exons. Gene Ontology annotation, cellular component: extracellular region. The record is from RefSeq and is a predicted model, not a curated record.
UAUUGUAAUUUAAACGCGUCGCAGUCCGUGCGUACAUCGGGCGGGCGCAAGCCCACUUGACAUCGAGGGUGGAAAAAUAUUUCCUGAAUUGUGUACGCAGUCUUUAUCAUCGAAGUAAGUUCGCGACCGAUCGUUGUCGGUUAUGGGCGCUUUUCCGACAAUAUAUCGUCGGCAAUUUGAAAGCUCCACCGGCGCGACGGACGAAGAAGCACGUGGCCUGUCUCAUAGAAAUUGUGCAUGUACGAUAAUCGUAACGCAAGUGCAGCAGAAUUCACCACCCCGUCUAUUUUCGUCCUUAUUAACCCCGUACAUACGUCCACGUAAAAUACAAUGUGCAGCAGAAGCUGUUCAGUCCCCAGAUCAAUAUCUGCAGGCAGCAUGAACACUGUCAAGAGUCCUAGGAGGAGACCGGAAUUUCCGGGUUCGUUGACGGAUCUUCAUAGAUAUCGGAAGACAGUCCAUGGUCAUGAUGGAGACAGUCGGAUUAUUAUGGUCAGAAAGACAGACGAGAGGACCUAUGCUUCAAUAGAAACGGGAAAGGAGCCUCUUCUUGAAACUGUAACACGGGAAACAGUAGAAACCUUUAGAGGUCAGCGUACUCAGUUAAGGGUCACGACAGAGAGGAAAGAAAAAAACGAAAAAGUGCCUCCAGACCUAUUAGAAGCUCUUGGCGAAAAUUACAAAAAAACGCACAGGAUUAAAAGGAGUAGCAGUGAGAUUCCAUCAAAAAUGGACCUCCAAAAAGAGUUCUUGAAAGCUCACAAUGAACUACGUGCCAAACAUGGUGUAGCAGCCCUUAAACUAAACGCCACAAUUAGUAAAUUAAGUCAGUUACAUGCGGAAAAAAUGCUUCGAACGGGCAAAUUUGAGCACAGCGAUAACCAGAAAUAUGGCGAGAAUAUCUUCUAUAUGUGGUCCCCAGAUCCAAAUUUCAACGUCGGCGCCUAUGACGUGGUCAGAAGUUGGUAUGCCGAAAUAGACAACUACACGUUUGGAGUAGAACCUAAACAGUUGAACACCGGUCACUUCACGCAAGUGGUGUGGAAUGGAUCUAAAGAGUUAGGGGUAGGUUUGGCGAGAUCUAAGGGCCGCGUUUACGUAGUGGCAAACUACUAUCCCCCUGGCAACGUUAAGGGGUUGUUCGCCAAAAACGUCUUCCCACCGAGGGAGGCUAACAAUAACGAACUAGCGAAAAGUUUCAAUAAACUUGAUGUCUCCGACAGAAGCAGAAGAUCUACCCCCACCCAUACCCCUAACAGUUAUCGAUCAGUUAUUGAAGGUACAGAAGGUAACUUCGAAGAAGAUUUUUUGAAAGCACACAACGAUUAUAGGGCACGUCACGGGGUUCCCCCGUUAAAACUUGACCGUAAAAUAUCGAAAUAUGCGGAAGAAUGGGCUAAAAUGCUAGCGGUAAAAAAUGUCCUCGAACAUCGUAAAAACAACCCUUACGGCGAAAACAUAUAUAUGAUGUAUUCAUCCGAUCCAAAUUUUAAAAUUACUGGGAACAGUCCCGUCGACGCGUGGUACGACGAAAUUAAAUAUCACACGUUCGGGAGGGAACCGAACAGUCUAAAAUCCGGGCAUUUUACGCAAGUUGUGUGGAAAAGUAGCGAGUUGGUGGGGGUCGGUGUGGCGAAAAGUAAGCAAGGGUCUAUUUACGUAGUUGCAAAUUAUUCUCCACCCGGUAAUUUCGUCGGUAGCUACGCGCAAAACGUACCACCGUUACUAAGCACUUCUUCGUCCGACAACACCCCUAGUCAUAAUCCUGCAGAUUCUCCGGGUACUAGAAUUGCAAGAUCAAUUGACGUCGCAACGGGAAAGUUCACUCAGUUCCAAACAGACGCCUUAAAAGCCCACAACGAAUUGAGGAGACGACAUGGAGUUCCUGACCUAGUCUUGGAUAAAGGGUUGUGCGAUUUUGCUCAAGAAUGGGCCGAAUAUUGUCUGCGACACGACUUAGGGCUUCGCAGCAACAACCCCUACGGGGAAAACCUUCUAACUGUUACGUCGUCUGAUUCCAAAAGGGUGCCAGAUGCGAAAGACGUCGUGGACACCUGGUAUCGCGAAAUAAGUAAGCACGACUACAACAAGGAAUCGCUCAAUUAUGAUACGUUACAUUUUUCGCAAAUUGUAUGGAAUGGGACGAAGGAAUUGGGGAUCGGGGUGGCGCAAAACGAAAGGGGUAAGGCGGUCAUUGUUGCCAACUAUAGUCCUCGUGGUAACGUGUAUGGCCAGUUCAAGACCAACGUGUUUAAGCCUAAAGUAUGACCUUUAACGAAAAGGGUUACUUUUCAGUAAAGGAACGGGUACAUUUUACAGACUGAACAUGAAUAUUGCUUUGACAUUCCACUAAAACUUUUAUUGAAUUACAGGACUUUACAUUCCUUUUUCUAAGGUUUCUUAAGGACACAUUUAUAGGCAUUUUUUUUUACUUUUUCUUUGUUACAAUAGAACAAUUUUAUGCAAAUUCAGAACGAAUUGAUGUUGUUCUGAUUCGGGUCUAAAGGCCAUCGUUCCUUCUAACGAACUUCUUCAAAGGUUCCGAUUCUGAAUGUUGACUUGCGAUUUCUUCUGAUUUCACCCAGAAUGUGAGUUGGAAGGAUCUCUGGAGAAGUUGGUAUUAGCGAAACGUUAGAAAGCAACCCCAAUAGAUGACCGACGGCCUUCAGGCCCGAAUCAGACAGCAUCAGACUACCUACUGGCCACGAAAGUCUUUACCAGUUCGAAUUCAGAAUGUUACAAUUUAUUGUUUUUUAUUGGAGCACAAGACUUAAAAUACUAUUUGAAAACUGAUCAACAAAUUAGUAAGGGUAAAGUUGAGGCCUUAGAUUGACCGUCUUAAAUAAUAUAAAUAUAUAUCAUUCUACUUGUAAUACGUGUAGUAAGGGCAACACUAAGUGAAUUAAUAAGUUCCCACUUUAAUUAAAAUGUUUCACUUAUUAUCUCCUUUACUAUAUCUUUAUCUUUGGUUUUAUUAUUAUUGAUGACUUUUUGAUGUGUAGCGGUUAGGACGAAACUUAUUAAACGGUUAAGUACGAACUGAAAUUGAUAAUCAAGGGUUUACUUAUUUCAAUGGUAAAUGUAAAUAAUGAAUGCUAGCGGUAUAAACUUCGAAAAUAGAUAAUGCCAGUAAGAUAAGAAAUAAACCAAACGUUAUUCUGAUGGAUUAUAAGCCAAUAAAAUAUUCGUAAAAUCGUCGGUCUGUGAUAGGAAAAUGUUUGAAAAAUAUUUUGUAGAUGUUUGCCUAUAUACAUUUGUAAAAUGCACUGUUUUGCUUUGGAAGUUUUAAGUUUAUAUUAGUUUUUAAUCGCUUAAAGCACUGCUAACAGGUCCGUUUUAUGAACACAGAUUUGUAUUAGUAAAUUUGUAUGUAACUAUCGCAAAACAAACGCCACAGUAUUGUACGUAGUAACAAUUUUACAAUUAGUUACUUAACUAAGUCACAGUUGUAUUUGAAGAUUUACCUUAAUAUUAAAGGAAACGUCUACCAAAGGA